CCUGAAUUUAAACCUCACUUGCCGGGUUUCAGAUACAACUUCCUUGCCAAAACCCUCGGAGCGACGAUGUGGUUCUUCAUCUUCUACCGCGCCAGACAAGAUGGUGCAAAGCUAUUGGGUGCACACCCAUGGGAGGCGCAUGGUCAUGGACAUGGACAUGGAGAGGAGUCUCAU
Molecule: messenger RNA, 174 nt
Organism: Stereum hirsutum FP-91666 SS1
Lineage: Eukaryota; Fungi; Basidiomycota; Agaricomycetes; Russulales; Stereaceae
Exons: 3
Cellular component (GO): mitochondrial inner membrane
Source: RefSeq, a predicted model, not a curated record